UCCUGAGCAAGCUUAGACACUAACACUGGGUUGGUUUCGAAGGCCUCCAGUUUGGACUUCGGUAGCGCUAGGUGCCCAUCCCAACUGAAGGUUCUAUUUUCACUCGGGGUGGGCUCUCAAAACGAGUUCGCGGAAACCCCGAACUAGUCAGACCUAUUUUUAACCUCUGACCACUCUCGGGACAAACGGAGAGGAGCCGAUUAGAUUCUGCGCCUCUUUAGUUCUUAAAUUGCCCCUCUCAGAGCGCCCAUUGCAGCCUCUUCUCGUCGUAGACCCGGUGGCCACAUGGCGACAGAACUUUGUUGGACGAGUUUCCAACUGAGAUUCGCUCUGGUGCUAUUCAUCCUUUUGGAUUCUGGCAUGUGUGAACGUAACAACAUAUUUGGCCUCAGGAAUGAGAGUGUUACACUUUCACCAUCUCAUAAAACAAAGUUUAAAGAUAUUACCUUGAAGAAAAAUAAAGAUAAGGUGGCAGAAUGGCUAGAGAAUAGCGGCUCACUUUGGAACUCUAUAUCCUUUAAAGGAAGGAUUACAUUAGACCCCCAGUCUGGAACUUUUACUAUCCUACGAGCAGAGGCAUCUGAUGAAGGCCAGUACGAAAUCGAAUCAUCAAGUCUUCCAGCAAGUGAGUCCAUGACUCUUCAUAUUGUAGACAAACUUCUACAACCUGAUCUCACCUGUGCUUCUGAUGAAGAAAACAUUACAGUUUCAUGUAAUAUGACAGAAGACAGCAAUUUUCUAAACUAUUCAUGGAACAUUACUGAACCACAUGUACAUCUUUCAGAAAAAAUGGUGCAGCUGAGUCGUACAGUAAACCUCUAUCAAAGUGUCCAGUGCACUGUGUCUAACCCCAUGUCCAAAAAUGAGUCUUCCCUCAUCCUCAGGAUCUGUGUCCCAGAGACAAAUGGUGCGAGAAAUAGGUAUGGAAUAUUUGGAGCGGUCAUUCUACCAUUCCUUACAGUGCUUUACAUCACUGGAAUAUUAGGUGCUGUUUAAGGUAUAUUAGAAUGCCUUGCACACAGUAAGGCUUGAGAUUAUCCUCAGCUGUUACUAUGAAAUUCAAUGCAUGGAUUGGCUACAACAGUAUGUCGGGGACCUCUGGUAAUCUGGUGAACCCUAUGGAUUCCUUAGAAUAAAAAUUUUAAGGACAGAAAAAAUGCACAGACUACAAAGGAAAUCAAUUACAUUAAAAUACAGUUAUCUUCUGGAAAGACCUACAUGAACUGAUGCAGAAGGAAAUAAGCAGAACCAGGAGAACAUUGUAUACAGUAACAGCAAUAUUGUAUGAAGAUCAACUGUGAAAGACAACUACUCUCAGAAAUGUGAUGAUCCAGGGCAAUUCUGAAAGACUCGUGACAAAGAAUGCUAUCUACCCCCAGAGAAAGAACUGUUGGAGUUAGAUGGAUACAGAUCAAAAUAUACUACUUUUCACAUUAAUUUGUGUUUUUAUUUGAGGGUUUUGGUUUUAUAUAAUUAUUCUCUCAUAAUAAUGACCAAUAUGGAAGUAUGUUUUGUAUGAUAAUAUAUGUACAACCCAGAUCAAAGUGCCUACCUUCUCCAAGAGGGGAGACAGAAGGGAGGGAGGGAGACAAUGUAGAUCUAACUUCAGAAAAUGGAUGUUUGAAAAUUCUUAUUACAUGUAUUUGGGAAAAUAAAAUAACCUUAAAAAAAAGAAAAAGGUAAUACAGUUAUCUACAUAUUUUUAAACAACAAAUACAGACCCUAGGUUAAGAUCUGUUGAACUAGACUGAGGCUAAUAAUGCUGACUGGUAGAGGACCCCAAGAUCCUCUAUUUUAGUCAAAAGAUUGAAAUUGAGUCAUCAAUUUUGUGUACUUUCUCAAAUGAGUGCAUUUAAAUUCUAUGAAGAUCAGAGAAACAUCAGGAAAUGUAGGUGAUAUAAAGAAAAAAAUUAUAAUAAAAUGUAUUUAUUAAAAUAUAAAAUAUAAGAUUACUUUAAAAAUAAAGUGUACUAAAACCAUUUCUUUUCUCAAGUAAAAAUUUCACCCCAUACUGUCAACCCAGUCUUGUUUAUGCUCUUAAUUGGCUUGGCCAAUUUUUCAUAUAUAAUCUAAACUCAUAAACUUAUGCUUAGCAAUCAAUUCCAAAUCAUUUAAGUUCAAAUAUAGGAAGUUUUAUAUGCACUAGAUUAUCAAAUAGAUGAGCUUUUUUGGCUAGUCAUAGAAUGAUCACCAAAGAUGGCCUUCUUGAUACAACUUGGAUAAAAGGCAAAGUUUUUAAAGAAGAUGGAUGUCCCAACAGUGAGAUCAAAGAUUCUGCAUUAUGUAAAGCUUGGAGAGUGAAAUGAAUUUUAAGCCAAAACAAGACAUGAAUAUUAAUGGAGAAAGAGAAGAGAGAAGGGAGGAAGGGGAGAGAGAAGGGGAGGAGGAGGAGGAGAAGGAGGAGGAGGAGGAGGAAGGAGAGGCUGCUCUGGUUCAUUCCCAGUGUUUGAAUGGAAGAAGGAAAAGGAGGCAGGAUGCAGCUGACCUCUUACACACACACACACACACACACACACACACACACACACACACACACACACACACACACACACACUUUGAUGGACCAGAGAAUAGAGAAGGAAGAUAGAGAAAAACAUUAAAGGACCACAGAGCCCACCUCUUCCAACACCCUUACUUUACAAAUGAGGAACCUGAGGUCCAUAGGAGUGAGUGAUUUGCCCAAAGUCAUACAGGCAAGUAAGUAGCUUGAUCAGAAGUUCAAUACAUGUCCUCUGACUCUAAAUUCUAUAUUCUUCCCAAUUCACAAAUCUGAUGUUCUGUUUCAAUCCCAGUUCAUCAAAUAAUUUAUCAUUAUUUUUUUUUAAAUGCUUGCCUUCUGUCUUGGAAUCAAUCCUAUGUAUUUAAGACAGAAAAGUCAUAAGGGCUAAGCAAUGAGAGUUAAGUGAUCAGGGUCAGGCCACACGGUUAAGAAAUAUCCAAGAGUAAAUUUGAACUCAGAACCUCCCACUCCAGGUUUGGCUCUCCAACAAUUCAUUUAUUAAGCACUUGGCACAGAAUAGGCCUUUAAUAAAAGCUCUUUGGAUCAAAGUGUCUAUGAUGUGCCAGGUAAUUUUUCAGGUGCUAAGGGAUACAAAGGAAAAAGGAACAAUCUCUACUUUUCAAGGAAUUUAUAGUCUAUUAAACCUUCCACCCACAAAACCUUUUCUACUUUAAAUAAUGUAAUACCUGGCAAAGAAUUGAAAAUUGAGGGAUAUAUGUCAAUUGGGGAAUAGCUGAAUGAAUCAUGGUUUAUGUUGGUGAUGGAAUACUAUUGUGCUAUAAGAAAUGAUAAGAUGAUUUCAGCAAAAGCUGGGAAGAUUUGCAGGAACUGAUGCAGAGUGAAAUAAGCAGAACUGGGAGAACAUUGUACAACUGUAUUGGUUGAUGAUUAUCUGUGAAAGACUGCUAGUCCCAGCAAUACAAUGAUCUGGGACAAUUCUGAGAAAUUUGGGACAAAGAAUGCUGCUCACCUCCAGAGAAAGAACUGUUGGACUCAGAAUGCAGAUCAAAGCAUACUAUCUUUCACAUUAGUUUAUUUACAGAUUUAUUUGGGUGUUUCAGUUUUAUAUGAGUAUUCUCUUAAAACAAUGACCAACAUGGAAUUUUGUUUUGCAUGAUAAUAUGUGUAAAACCCAGAUCAAAUUGCUUAUCAUCUCUGAGAGUGGAGAGGGAAGGGAGAGAGGGAGACAAUUUGUCUCAUAAUUUUGGAAAAUGUGUGUUGAAAAUUGUUAUUACAUGUAAUUGGGAAAAUACAAUAUCUUUGAAUAAAAUAAAAAAAUAAAUAGAUAAUCACUGUUUAUUCCUUCCAUCUUCGUUACUUGAUCAUUUUCAGUUAUGUCCAACUCUGUGUGACCUCAUGUCAUGUUUUCCAAGCAAAGAUACUGAAGUGGUUUGCCAUUUCCUUCUCUAACUCAUUUUAUAAAUAAAGAGACUGAGGAAAAUAGGAUGAAGUGAUGAACCUGGCCUAUUCUCCAUUUCUUCAAGGGAGUGAAGAAAAAUGAGGAGGAAUGGAAAUGGGUGAACAGGGAUGGGCCAAUGUAGUCCACAGUACCUUUGUGUACAGA
Molecule: messenger RNA, 4064 nt
Organism: Monodelphis domestica (gray short-tailed opossum)
Lineage: Eukaryota; Metazoa; Chordata; Mammalia; Didelphimorphia; Didelphidae
Gene: CD58
Product: CD58 molecule
Cellular component (GO): membrane; cell surface
Molecular function (GO): signaling receptor binding
Source: RefSeq, a predicted model, not a curated record